This is a messenger RNA of Echinostoma caproni, 345 nucleotides long. Lineage: Eukaryota; Metazoa; Platyhelminthes; Trematoda; Plagiorchiida; Echinostomatidae. The record is from the annotation of a GenBank genome assembly.
GAUACGACCGGUAAACCGAAACUGGAACUGGUACCCGAGAGUACUGCCUUCGGUGAUGUGUUUUUACCACGAUUAUCCGGGGAUCGAACCAACACAGACCACGAUUCAGUCUACCUUCUAGUGGGUCAUGGACAAGAUACAAACCUACUGUUCAAAGCUACACUGAAUCCGGCUCGAAUCAUCACAUGCCGAUUGGAGACACGUCCUUUGGUUGAUUGUCCUGUGAUACCUCGUAUUAAAGCCGUUAAUUUUUCAGUUGAACAUUCGGAAUUCAAUUGGUUUGUAACCAAGGAGUUUGACAUGACACACGCGUCACCCACUUCUACUCUGAGUGAUAUAGCCUAA